Harmonia axyridis is the source of this 2831-nucleotide messenger RNA. RefSeq lists its product as uncharacterized. NCBI's taxonomy places the organism in Eukaryota, Metazoa, Arthropoda, Insecta, Coleoptera, Coccinellidae. The transcript has a single exon. The record is from RefSeq and is a predicted model, not a curated record. The coding region runs from base 175 to 1455 and encodes 426 amino acids.
CAAGCCCCUUUGAUGGUGAACGUGAGAAUAGAGUUUAGUCAGUGGGAGUGGGGAAUUCUCUGAAUUGUGACGAGAAUGUUGUUACAUAGAUGAAGCGCAGUGUGUUAUCCAGUUCGUUUUAAAUGUUUUCGUAAGUUAUCCAGUGGAAAAGUGCUAGUAAAAUCGUUGAAAACAAUGGCCCACGGACUGACAACCGUGUUGAAACGGAACCAGGCCUCGGUUACGUGCAAAACAGAGGGCAAAAGCGGGGCUGGAUCUCGGAGGAUCUUCGCCCCACAUUUCAAGUUACAAGUGUUGGAUUCAUACAGAAACGAUGCCGAUUGUAAAGGUAAUCAACGGGCAACCGCAAGAAAAUACGGAAUCCACAGGAGGCAAAUACAAAAGUGGCUGCAGGCUGAAAAUAACCUGAGAAAUACGGUGUGCAAGACGAAAAGUGAGUGCGGAAACAUUACGGACACUCGUAAUAUCAAUAAUAAUAAUCACGAAGUGAAAAGGUACGGGAUCGAGAUGGCCUUGAGGAUCGGUAGACUGCAGGACGCCUCGAGUUCCCAGCAGCUCGGAGAUGGCGUCAAGCUUAUUCCGGCGCCAAGUCAACUCGAGGUCAAAGCGACCUCCGUCCCUGCCCCGGCCCCCCUCGAUUUCACAACGCAUUCUCGCGCUGCUUGCUGUGCCAGCCCGAUCGUCGCCACAGAGGUGACCGCCGUCUCCCCGCACCUCACCGAUUCGCCCAUGGACUUGUCGCUGAAGAAGAUCGCCUCGGGCUCGCCAAGCCCCGGUGCACCUGUGCCUUACCCCCCUUCGCCGAUCGCGACGCCACUGGGUCUCGCAGCUCAACCUCACCCAGAUGUGUGGGACCUUUCGUUAAAGCGUAAGCUCGACGUUACGUGCUUGUCACCCGCUGAAUCGCCAAAGCCCGUCAAGCUGUUCAAGCCUUAUCUGGACGAUUUCAACAAAGACACCACGUCUUCUUCGUCUUCGUUCUCCUCGUCCUCGUCCUCCACCUCAAGUUGUGAGGAGUGCCUGCCCCCUUGUUGCUCGCAAGCUAUAACGCCUCCAACAUUCCCUUCUGACUACUAUUUCUACAACCACAACAAUAAUGUCUGCGAUAUCAAAGCUGAAUAUACCAUUCACGAAUUACAGCCCAAAUCUUCCCUUAGUUGCUGCUAUCCAUACCCUUACAACGUACCAGAAUACGAUCGACCAUACUAUUGCCAAAAUUAUGACGAUUCCUAUUCACCAACCUUAGCUCCCUUGAAACAGAGACAAAGCUACAGCUUGGACUUCAAAUUAAGUGCAAUAGAUUGUUAUUACGAAGACUCCACAUGUCGAGGAAAUCAGAGAGCAGUUGCCAACAAGUAUAACAUCCAUAGGAGACAGGUCCAGAAAUGGUUGAAGCAAGAGGAUGAAUUACGACAAAGAAAUCAAAUCGUUAAACAUACCCAGCUCGUUAGGUGAGAUCAAGUUGAUCGGUUUGUUUUUUGUUUAAGCCACAGAGUCUAAAACUUAUAUAUAGUUAUAUAUAUUGUAUAUUAACAAAUCCCAGUGAAAUAUUUUAUCUAGUUUGUAUAUUCUUUAUCUAUAAAAAAAAUAAGAUUUAUCUAUAUAACAUGUUUCUUUGACAUGAGCAAUAAGAAAGACGUAUUACAUAUCCAUUCGAAGCCUUUAUUGUGUAGAUGCCUUACUUUUGUCUGUAAAUAAUGUAUAAUCCUAAUAUUUGGGUGCUAGAGAAAGACUUUACACCUUAUAUUCUUAUAUAUCUGAACGAGUGCCUUCUAGAAUUAUAGAAAACAGUGCCAAAUGAAAUGAUCUAUAAAUAGUUCUGAUUCAAUAAGCCAUUACUAAUCAAUAUAUUAAAGACGAGGUCAAUAUUCGUUGAACCCGUUUACAUGAACUCUCAAUAUUCAACUGUGACAUUAAAAAUUAUAUUACGUUGUACAGAUUUUGUCAAGUUAUAUUGACAAAUAUGUCUUGACUAUAGAAUGGAAAUUGAUGGUGCUAUACGAUCGUAUGUUGGAUCUAUAAAUCCAUGGAAAUGAGAUUGUAGGUGUCAAAUUUUAUACAUAGAAUAUAUUUUAAUUUAUCUGUUUUUGUAAUUUCAUUUCUCGUAUGGAUUUUUUUUUAGAAAUAUCAGUUUCUUUUCAGUAGGCAGCUUUCCAGAAAAUUUUUUUUUUUCAUUGUUCACAAUCAGUAUUAGAUAUUGAUAUUAGUAUCGUAUUCGUUGAAUAUUGAUGUUCAAACGAGGCCAUUAGUGAAUUAAUUAUUAUAUAUAUUCAAUGUAGUCUGAUAAGGUUUAUCGUUUUGAAUCAAUUCAACUAGUCUUCCAUUGCGUUACUUAGCAUGGGCAGUUAUUUAACUGUAUUAACAUUUUAAUUAUAAUAUUUACUUGAUGAUGCAAUACAUUUGAAAACAUAUUUUCAUUCAAUGAAAUGAUUUGUAACAUAACUUUUCAAACUACUCUAUGUGAUAUUCGAAAAUUCUGUCGAUAAUAUUUGUCCAAUAUAUGAAAUUUUUGAUUAUACAAAUGUACAUACUUUUGAAUUAUCAAAUGAAAUUUGUACCUAAUGUUAAAAUGAUUAAGCUCAAAAUUUUUGCUCAAAAAUGGCCUCGGACAAGAAAUUACCAUAUCAGACCGGUUUGUUAAUUUGUAUGUUAAGGGGUCUGUUGUACAUUCAAGAAGAUAACGAUAUUUUGUAUGAAAUGUGUAUAUAUUCAGAGAUAAAUGUUUUAUUUGAAAUAUUUUAGGAUUUUUCGAUUCGAAAUACCAAUGUUUAAGGUAUGGUCAGUUGAAAAGUCUGCAGAGUAUAAAUUAUAUUAAUAAAUUUUUUUACUUA